AACAUCUUUGGUUUUGAAAAAAAAAUUAAUAAUCUUCUUUAAAUCUUAAAUACUGUACUUGAAUAGAUACGAGGGGAGAAGAGAAGUAGGAGAGGAUCGAAGAAGAUGGAGAGAGAAUCCAAUUUAAAGGUGUGGUUCGACCGAGUUGACUCGGAGAAAACCGGAAGUAUCACAGCAGCCCAACUCAAGGCUGCUCUUUCGGUUGGGAACUUAGAUUUCUCAAUCUCUGUUGUUCAACAAAUGAUCAGGAUGUACGACUUUGAUCGAAAUGGAACUAUGAGCUUUCAAGAGUUUGUUGAACUCAACCGGUUUCUUUUAAAGGUUCAACAAGCUUUCUCGGACGCUGAGAGGGCUCGUGGAUAUAUUGUUCCUGAUGAUGUUUAUGAGGCAUUGGUAAAACUUGGCUUCUCGCUUGACUCUCCUGCAUUUUACACAGUAUGUCAGAGCUUCGACCAAAAGAAGAAUGGAAGAUUUCGACUUGACGAUUUCAUAUCCUUGUGUAUAUUUGUUCAUUCUUCAAGGAACAUGUUUAACUCAUUUGACACAAGCAAGCAAGGAAGGGUGACUCUGGAUCUUAAUCAGUUUAUAUAUUGUACUGCCAAUUGCCGAAUAUAAAAUGUGAGAUGAAGAUCUAUGAAGUGAAGUUGCUGUAAGCACUGCUUCAAAGUUCAUGCACAGCUCUGUGAUAUAUUAGAUUCGUUAAUUACAAUUGAUAUGUAUUGAUUCUUUUGAUAAUUUGAAAAAGUUGAUUUGCAAAAAUGUCAGAAUUAACUUUCAAGAUGCUAAGUGUUGAUAAGAAACUUAGUGUC
Messenger RNA from Daucus carota subsp. sativus, 809 nucleotides. RefSeq lists its product as uncharacterized. The record is from RefSeq and is a predicted model, not a curated record. Bases 106 to 615 code for a protein of 169 amino acids. The transcript has 10 exons. Lineage: Eukaryota; Viridiplantae; Streptophyta; Magnoliopsida; Apiales; Apiaceae. Gene Ontology annotation, molecular function: calcium ion binding.